UGUUGUUUUUCUCCUGGAGGAGAAGCGCUGCGUCUCUUCUUUUCACUGUAAGUUCCCUCGUUUGUGUUUUUAUCCUCAAAUGACUGAUUCGCUGAACUGGACUUGAAGAAGACGGAGAAAUGGCGAGUCCUCCUGCGUCGGGGGGACACCUGUUAUCCAACGGGACGGCGGAGGUGAAGAAGUGCGGAUACCUGCGGAAGCAGAAACACGGACACCGGCGCUUCUUCGUGCUCCGGGAGCCCACGGAGCGCAGCCCGGCCCGGCUGGAGUACCACGAGAGCGAGAAGAAAUGGAGGAACGGGUCCGCCGCCAAGCGCGUCGUAACUUUGGACUCGUGCCUGUGCGUAAACAAGCGCGCGGACGCCAAACACAAGUACCUCAUCGCCCUCUACACCAAGGACGAGUACUUCGCGGUGGCUGCGGACACCGAGCAGGAGCAGGACAGCUGGUUCUCCGUUCUCACUGAGCUCAUAGCAGAAGGGAAGGUGUUCGAUAGCCCCGCCUCCACCUCCUCCUUAGUGGGCUUUGAGGAGGCCACCUAUGGACACCUUGCUCCUGCAACUACCUAUAAGGAGGUGUGGCAGGUCACCUUGAAGUCCAGAGGCCUGGGUCAGGUCAAGAACCUGACUGGGGUGUACAGGUUGUGUUUGUCCAGCAGAACCAUCAGCUUCGUCAAGCUGAACUCUGAAACGGCGGCGGUCACUUUGCAGCUCAUGAACAUCAGGAGGUGUGGUCACUCGGACAACUUCUUCUUCAUCGAGGUGGGCAGAUCGGCGGUGACGGGGCCCGGGGAGUUCUGGAUGCAGGCGGAGGACUCUGUGGUGGCGCAAAACAUACACGAGACCAUCCUGGAGGCUAUGAAGGCCAUGAAGGAGCUCUCCGAGUUCAGGCCGAGGAGCAAAAGCCAGUCGGCCAGCACCAACCCCAUCUCCGUGCCCACCAGGCGCAACCUCAACAACCUGCCCCCUAGUCAGACGGGUCUGGUGAGGAGGUCCAGAACAGACAGCGUGGCCACUUCAUCCCCUGGAGGGAAGUUCCUAUCCUGUCGGAUAAGAACGUCCAGCGAGGGAGAUGGGAGUGUGACCCGGCCUGUGUCUAUGUCUGUAUCUGUGAGCGAGAGCCCCACCAGUCCCGGUUCUGGGAUGCACCUCAACAGGUGCCACACACUCAGCAGUGGGCGCACCUGCAGGAUGCUGGACUCCGCCUCCAACCUCCAUCACAGCCGCUCCAUACCGGUGUCCAACUCCCCUCCUGUUUCCUCCAGCCCCAUAAGCGCAUCGCCCAGAGGAGGGACCAUGGUCUGCACUCCAGAUAAAACCCGGCGGCCCUUUAGCUGCAGCGCCUCUAUUUCAGGGUCCCUAAGUGACACCGGGUUCAUUCUUUGUGAUGAUUACAGUUCCAGCCCCGGUGAACCUAGGUGCCUCUGCCUGACCCGCAGUAACACCCCCGACUCUUUGUCCAGCACGCCACCAUCCCAUGACAACAGUGACCUUGGUGGUUACAUGAUCAUGGAGGGAGCUAACGGCAGCAAGUCUGGAGCCAAAGGUUCAGCAUUUGACAAAGCGUACAGGAAGCGAACGCAUUCUCUCACCACCCCACGCCAACAAAAAGUGGUGGCAUCAUUGUCUUCAGCUUCUUUGGACGACUAUACCCUCAUGAGGAUGGCUCACGGGCAGAAUUCGCACUCUGCCUCACCCAAAGUCUGUUACCCAGAGGAUUACGGUGACAUCGAGAUCGGCUCAUCUCGGAGCUCCAGUAGUAACCUUGGAGACGACGGCUACAUGCCCAUGACACCAGGUGUAGCACCUCCAUCUGGCAAGGCAGACAACUAUGUCCCCAUGAGUCCCAUGUGUGUUUCUGCUCCGAAGCAGAUCGUGAACCCCAGGAUUCAUCCCCAGGCAGCUGCAGGUGGGGGCCACAAAACCAACUCCCCCUGCAGCAGCUCUCUGGAGGACAGCGGUUACAUGCCGAUGUGGUGCGGCUCCAAAUCCUCUAUGGAGAGCCCUGACAGGCAUGGCGAGUACAUGAACCUGUCACUUGGAAACCCCCCUCCUCUUCAGACUCCACCUGAUUACUUCCAGGGUCCACUUGCAGGUGAACCAGCUUCUUUUCGGCCAGCCUACCAGACCGGGUCCCUCACCCUGCCGGCAAAACUUCAGGCAUCCAAGAAUGAGGAUAGUGGUCAGUAUGUGUUGAUGAGCCCCCAGAGCUUAAAGAGGUCAGAGGGAUCAGACUACUACUCUGUGAUGAACCCUAGUGCUGCUCAGACUUCACCUCUAAGCCCCUCAGUACCCGCCACGAUCAGACACAACCGAGCCGAGAGCCUGACUUACAGGGGGAGGCUGGGUCGGCCUAAUAGACUGUCCCUGGACACCCUACGGACCCUGCCCAGCAUGAAUGAGCAUCCUCUCCCUGGAGAGCCCCGGAGCCCUGGCGAGUACAUUAACAUUGACUUUGGCAGUACCAGAUCCUCCCCACCCUCCAUCGUCUCUACGGAGAGCUGGUCAUCUUGGGGAUCCAGCAGUGGGGGCCCGGGUAGGUCGUCGUCGGUGGACUACAUCAGCCUGGAGCUGGGCUUGCGCUCCCCAAAAGAGGACGACGCUCCUGCUGAGAGCCUGGGUGCUCUCCCAGAGUUCCCUUGCUCGGGGGAGGAUGAGGAGUACCAUGUGGAGAGGGAGCACGGCAUUGGUGAUGAAGUCAAAGACGAUUACACUGAGAUGGCAUUUGGGGGUACCAUCUCACCCCCGCACCUUUCACCUCAGAACUCAGCAAGCAGCCAGAGCAGCAGGGAGCGGCAGCUCUCGCGUGAGGACCAAGGUGUCCCAGAGCACAUCGGAGUCUUCCUCCUCGGAGGACCCUCAACCACCAACCCGGACUGCUCUGCCAAGGUCAUCCGGGCCAAUCCUCAGGGGCGGCGGCGCCACAGCUCGGAAACCUUCUCCUCCACAGCCACCGUGACCCCCGUCUUUCCCUCGUUCGCCCGUCCGGACUUGGUGAAGAGGCCCAGCUCGGUUGAGAACGUCUCGUCCCGGAGCAGUGAGGGCUCCGACGAGGAGUACAGCAGCCCCGUGAACCGCCACAGCUCCGGCUACGCCAGCGGGCUGAACUACAUCGCCUUGAACCUGCUGGACCACAGUGAUGUGGAGAAGUGUGGCGACCUGGUUGGCUUUAAACCCAGCAGCUGCAAAGGGGGCAUCAAUGGAUUACACAGCACUCCAUACGUCUGCUUGGGCUUCAAGGAGGGGGCAACCACUGCCAAAGACUGAAGGACUCGCCAGUCCUUGGACUUGGCGUCACGACCUGCUGCUUGAGAAUAAAAAC
This is a messenger RNA of Nematolebias whitei (Rio pearlfish), 3321 nucleotides long. RefSeq names its product insulin receptor substrate 2. NCBI's taxonomy places the organism in Eukaryota, Metazoa, Chordata, Actinopteri, Cyprinodontiformes, Rivulidae. Gene Ontology annotation, biological process: insulin receptor signaling pathway. The transcript is spliced from 3 exons. The record is from RefSeq and is a predicted model, not a curated record. Gene Ontology annotation, molecular function: insulin receptor binding; phosphatidylinositol 3-kinase binding. The coding region runs from base 120 to 3266 and encodes 1048 amino acids. Gene Ontology annotation, cellular component: plasma membrane; cytosol.